UUCAAUUUACACGUGAGCGUAAGGCGAGUGACUAAUAAAAUUUGAACAAUUUUUUUAUUAUAAUAAUCAGUAACUACGAUACUAUACCACACGUCCGGUUGUUAGUAUAGUAUUUUAUCUCGCUCGGAACAACUCAGCGCCACACUGUCUAUCACGACGAUUAAAAUAGCUCAUAAUUGUCCUAAACAUAAAAAAAGUAAUCCUAAACGUUUGAAUGUUUACUAAGUAUGAUCAAAUUUUUAUUCGCAUCGCUAUAUCAACGAUACGUAUAUAUAAAUAUACCGUCUUACGUUUGUUUUCGAUUUGUGAGCUUUUUGCGUCAGUCUUAUCUCAACUUUCAGAGAUGAUCAAUCAUGCGUGAAAAAAGUUUGCUAUUGUUAAGUUUGAUGUGAUUUCGACGUAUGGGACUAAUCCGUAUAAAGUCGUGCCAUUUAAAUGAGUGAAGGACACAGAUAAAAAUAAGGUUAAAACCUUAAGGUAAAAUUUUGCGCUAAAACUCAAUAUCCUUCACAAGACGAUGUGUUUGAGGAAUUUGAAAACAUUUUAAAGUGCAACCAACCUAAGUCAAGAUGGAUAGAGUGCAGUGGUAGUUUAGAAUAUCUAAUAAAUUUCUAUCUCGACAAGUUGAUAUUCAUCAAGACUAGAAGAAAUGAAUUUAUUCCAGAAGAAUUACUGUUUCUUGACUACACAGAACGGUUUUACAUACCAAAUGACUGAUACGCGGUCACCAAGUGAAGGAGAGAGACCGGUCCUGGUUGUUCCAAAGUUCCUGAGGGAAAGCUUCGAAAUGGCUGAUCGCAAGGCGUCUCGUAGCCGACCAGAGAAAUCGAAGGAAGCUCCUGGAAAUGCAGUUUCAAGAUUUAUUCAACGCCUCAGUCCCACAAAGAGGUACCGUGGUCAAGAAAAUCCAGGAGCUAGUUCCAGUUCUAUCUCUCAGAAGACUGAUUCAAGAUCUGGAAAAAAAGACUCUUCAACAACGAAGAAUUCGUCUCGCAAGGAAUACAAGCAUUCUGAAAAGUUAACCAAAUCGUCUUUGAAUCUGCUAGAGUCUUCUUCUUCAAGUAAAAUCAGGUUUUUGUGUUUUCGGUGCACGGCUGUAAUCGCAAAAAAUGAUCGGUUCGACCGCUGUCUCAUUUAUAAAUUUGCCUUUACACAGCGAUAUGAUACCAGUGUUGUAUUGGCACUUGUUCAGGAGAACGUCUUCAAAAUAGAUAAUUUCUCCAGUCUAACAGUUCCCGUAAAAGAAAUUAUCAAGAUGGACUCAUCGCAAAAUAAUUACGGACAGAAACCAGAAUCUACGUCAAUAAGUCAACGUUAUCCAAUCCUACGAGCCUUUCUGCUGGCAGAACCAAGUGAAUACGAGAAAAUACGUAACGGAUCAUCGGCGUCAAGAUAUAACAACAAUAACAAUUCUGCAUUUGUUUCGUCCACAUCCAUGGACAGCGGCAAACAAAAGCACGAAGAUGAUGAAAAUACAUCACAAAAAAAGUGAAACUAUUAUUUUGUAUGUCAAAGGUCUUUAUAUAAAUUUAAUUGAUUUAUAUUAUAUUUUAUUAUAAUAAGUUAAUAAAUAAUUGCAUUGGUAUUGUAUGUACUUUCAUUAAAACCUGUUAGUUAUGCUCAUAUCUACUUUACUCAGCCAGCUGCAAAGCUUUUAUUUUAAAUGGAUCUUGAAUGUUCAAGUUAUCUAAACAUGAAA
Messenger RNA from Cotesia glomerata, 1699 nucleotides. RefSeq lists its product as uncharacterized. The record is from RefSeq and is a predicted model, not a curated record. Lineage: Eukaryota; Metazoa; Arthropoda; Insecta; Hymenoptera; Braconidae. The transcript is spliced from 6 exons. Bases 650 to 1492 code for a protein of 280 amino acids.